Sodiomyces alkalinus F11 is the source of this 1015-nucleotide messenger RNA. RefSeq lists its product as hypothetical. Bases 288 to 881 code for a protein of 197 amino acids. NCBI's taxonomy places the organism in Eukaryota, Fungi, Ascomycota, Sordariomycetes, Glomerellales, Plectosphaerellaceae. The transcript has a single exon. The record is from RefSeq and is a predicted model, not a curated record.
GUGGGCUUUUGCUUCCUUCUCGCUCCCGGCCACGACCACAAACAGCUCAAAUCCAAUAGAGACGCGGGUCCUUCCUCCGCCAAGAAUGUCCAUGAGAUAAGCCGAAUGAAUACCUUAGGCGAAUGGUGGGUGAGUGAGAUGCGAACCAGCACAUAAGAUAGCUACACAUAAUGUCUGAAUCUCAGUGUCAUCGGAACCCCUUUAAUCAAUCGGCCAGUAUUUGGAGGAGGCAGCAGCCAAACGUCGUAAGCGCUCCAGUCCUGAAUUGAAUCCGACAUGUGAACUCAAUGGGAGCCAGGUGGCAAAUAAAUAGAAAAAAAGAAAAAAGAAAAAGAAGCCAACCAGCUUUGCCCGGGUUUGCCAAGUCCACGGAGAGGGAGGAAGAGGCGGCGGGCUCCAAAUUUGAACUCCAGCCACCCUUGCUUGACUCGGAAGGUUCAAGACAGAGGCAUUCAUUCUCUCGAACUGCACCAUGGCUGAAGUCAGAGACCCCUGGGAACUCAAGAGAUGCCUCCCUUUUGUUUUACCGUUUCGUGCGCCAUUCGCCAAUGGUAAACUAUUUCCGUUGUUCAUGGACACUUGGUGCCAGCAGCAAAUGUGAAAAUCGUGGAUAUGGCCAAUGGCCUGCUUCGAAGGAUUUCUUCCCUCCUUCCCCCCAACAACUCUUCUCAUUUCUCGCAUCUCUCUCUUCAUCCCUCCCUGUCACUCUCACACCAACAUGUAGACGCACAUCCUCUCCCUCUCCCUCUUUCUCUGUCCCUGUCAGACAUCCUUCUCUGUCUCUCUGUGUCUCUCUCUCCAACUCUCCAUCUCUGGGUCAUCAAAAUCCUGGCUGGGAUAGUGCCGGGCCAGUUGCUCUAUGGGACAUCAUGAAAUCGUGACGUAAAAAGGCGCAUUCGGUGGGGAAUCGGAUAUUGGAGACUCUGGGAAAGCUGUUGGGUGCUUGGGCGACCGUCGUCCUCGUCACGGGGAGGGUGGUUUCUUUUCUAUUCGUGAAAACAAUAAAUAAUUGAUA